UCUCCCAGCCUGCUCCGCGCCUCAGCCGAGGGAGGUGGAGCCGCUUUAUCGAGAGCCCAAGUGGAAAUUUCCCCCUCAGUUGCCGGCUCCACCGCGGAGGAGACAUCAGACCGAGCUGCUCGUCCUUGUCGUUGUCGCCCGUCGCCAUGUCCAACUACAUCCACGUCCCGCCCGGCUCCCCGGAGGUGCCUAAGCUGGACAUCACCGUCAGCGAGCGGGAGGGGCCCGGAUGCCGCCAGGGCGCCCUGCAACUGCUGCGCCGCCUGCGGCCCCACUGGAGACCCGAGGAGGUGACGCUGCAGCUGUUUACUGAUGGAAUCACCAAUAAAUUAAUUGGCUGCUACGUGGGUGACAUAACAGAUGAUGUGGUUUUAGUUAGGAUCUAUGGAAACAAGACUGAGCUCUUAGUCGACCGUGAUGAAGAAGUGAAGAGUUUCCGUGUGUUGCAGGCCCAUGGCUGUGCACCUCAACUAUAUUGUACUUUCAACAACGGCUUGUGCUAUGAGUUCAUGCAGGGAGAGGCCCUGGAUCCUGAGCAUGUAUGCAAUCCUGAUAUUUUCAGACUCAUUGCCAGACAGCUUGCUAAAAUCCAUACUAUCCAUGCACACAAUGGAUGGAUCCCUAAAUCUAACCUGUGGUUGAAGAUGGGGAAGUAUUUCUCUCUUAUACCCACAGAGUUUGCAGAUGAGGAACUGAAUAAAAGGUUUUUAAGUGAAAUUCCAAGUCCUCAAGUUCUUCAGGAAGAGAUGGCCUGGAUGAAGGAAAGACUGUCAAAUUUAGGAUCACCAGUGGUACUCUGUCACAAUGACCUGUUGUGUAAGAAUAUUAUUUACAACAAGAAACGAGGUGAUGUGCAGUUCAUAGACUAUGAGUACUCUGGAUACAACUACCUGGCUUAUGACAUUGGCAAUCACUUCAAUGAAUUUGCAGGAGUAAAUGAAGUAGACUACAGCCUUUAUCCCAACAGAAAGUUACAGGAACAGUGGCUGAGAUCUUACCUUGAGGCCUACAAAGAAUAUAAAGGAUUUGGCACAGAAGUCAGUGAAAAAGAAGUUGAAGUUUUAUACGUUCAAGUCAAUCAGUUUGCACUGGCUUCUCACUUCUUUUGGGGAUUGUGGGCUCUAAUUCAAGCCAAAUAUUCCACCAUUGACUUUGAUUUUCUAGGGUAUGCAGUUGUUCGUUUUAACCAGUAUUUCAAAAUGAAGCUGGAGGUCAUGAUGUUAACUCUUCCAGAGUAAAGAAGAGAAGUAAACUUACCAAGUGGAUAGACAAACCCUGAAUCUUUUCUGAAUGGAUACUGGAAAAAAGCUAAACAUUUGUUGAAGUUCUGUAAUGCUCACUUGGUGGUUCUUGCUUUAUAAAUAACGCCUCUAAACAGUCCUUCAAUGUUAAAUUUAAUAUGAAGAACAUACAUACUGCUGUUGAUAUAAAAUGGAUUAGAAACUUGCUAAAUCUAAAAAAAGUUGUAGAAAUGGCAAUUUAAUCCUUUUUUGUAAUUUUAACAUGUUGUAUGUGAAUUAUUUAUUUUAAGUUUAACACGAUUCCAUUGCUGCUUUCAUCAGUUUUUGUUAGUUGGGUGCAGACAGUGAAGUUUUUCCAAAGGAUUUGUUUAACAACUUGUUUUAUUGAGCUGCAUUAACUUAUAUUACGGAUCUACACAGUCAGAGGAUAUCAACCUUUUAGAUCUGUACAGGCAAAAAGUGAGAUACUGGUCACAGGUAUGUAGUAACUAGAGGAAAAGGUUAGGGUGAUUUUUUUUUUUUUUUAAAUUUUAUAAAGGAAAAGGUAGCUCUCCUUACUAUGGUACUUAUCUUUUGUAUAAGGAUCAGCCUUCUUGCUAAAAUGAUAAGUAACAUUUUGACUUUCCUUUCUGUGUGUUAAGCUUUAGAAAUGUGAAUGUUCUGUGGCCAUCAAAUUCUUUUAGACUCCAUACCAUCACAGUGUUAGAUGGAAGUAUACCAUCUCUAACUUCUGUGGGAAAGCUGCUUGUUUUUUAAGCGUACUUCUUAAACAAAAGACCACUGUUCCAAAAUUUGUAUUACUUUUUGAAACUUGAUUCAAAAUUUGAACACUAUUCCAGUCUCUGAUGUGCUUCAGCAGUAUCUGAUGGAAUGGACUAUUGAACUGCAAAUUAGUGAGCAGAGAUCCUGUUGCACUGGGGAGCAAGACACUUAGGUUUACAGUUUAUGUUGUAUAUUGUCUUCUGCUUUGUCAUCAUUUAACCUUGGAUUCUAGUCUUAAAUGCUUGGUCCUGUAGUUGCAGAUUCUGUAAGUCUGUUUUCUUUAUGUGGCAGCAAAUUACUUUUCAAAGUCUCCAGUUUGAAGGAUAACGUGAAAAGGUAUGACUUGAACAAUGGGACUUUGAUUGUCACACACAGCUUUUUAAAGCUAUUAUACCAAGAAUGGUCUGGAUUACAAAAUGUGAAUUGAAAAUGUUUACUUAAGAAAACCAUAUGUAAGCGUAAGUGGAAAAGAGGCUUUAAAACUCUUUUAGAAGAGGUAGGGAGAAACAACAAAAAAUAAAAACAACAAGGCAAUUUGGAGUUGGGCAGGCAUGUACUCAGCUCUUGGGUAUACUCUGAAAAACUUUGCACUUUGGUCACUUAAGUGCCCACAUGUACAAAGUCUGUGUGUGCAUAUACACAUGCAGUCACAAACUUAACUGAAGAGUAAAUAUUAUGGGGAGCUUUUUGUAGAGACUCCAGCAAAGAUGUUUAUUCUAAAUUGCUUUGUGACAUACUGUUGUGUGUGUGUGUAUAUACAUAUAAAUAACAUAUACAUACAUGUGUGCUUUAAAGCUGUUUUGAUUCUUUCAAGACAAAGAAGGUUUCAUAGUUUCAUAGUUUUGUGCGGGUUGGAAGGGACCUUAGAGAUCAUCGAGUCCAGCCCCUGGGAUUCGAGCCUCUGUGUAGCAGAGCGGCACUUCUACCACUUGCGCCACAGGGGGGAUUCGAACUCCGGGCCCCAGUGUUGCAAGGCGGCGUCUUUAACCACUGCGCCACAGAAUGAAGAAUUUUCACCUUGAACAACCGUUUAGAAUGGCAUUCUAUUUUUUUUUUUUUUAGGUUUUUUUUUGUUUUGUUUUUUACAAAAGCAAGGGUUGGGUUUUUCCCUCUUGUUUAUAUUCAUCUCUGAAAGUUUUCUGUUUUUUGUUUUGUUUUUUAAAUUAUUUAGUCAAAACCUGAACUGUAAUGCAAUGGGAAAACUGGGCUUUUUUUUUUUAAUUUCUUUUUUUUUUCUUUUUUCCUGUAACUUGAACUUGGAUAACCCUUUUUGUUACCAUUUGCUAGCUGGAGGCUGAUAUACUGGACAAACUAUCUUGGUAGUUAAAUAGAAAUAAAUAGCUGAAAUUGACAUUUAUAUUUUCUUUUGUAGCAGAUAUAGAGGAUGUUGCUAGAGCUCAUGAAAGCACUGAAGACUCUCGUUUUCUCUACUUUCCCCCUGUAGGCAUGAUUGACAUAUAUUGAGUAAUAGCCUGCUGUCUUUGUAGUCCCUUCAAGUAUGGCAUGAUCUCUUUGCAAGUAAGGUUGAUAAAGAUUUUAGAACUUGUUUUUUUUUUAUUAUUUUUUUAAAUUUUCUUAAAAUGGUGUCUUUAUUUCUGGCAGUGUUGCUUUGUUUUUAACAUGUGUAAGAGUCUGUGAAAUUCAGUUGGUCUUGGGAAAUCCAGCACUUGAUAGAUCCUAUCUAGCGUUCCCAACAGCUUGCAACCCACAUUCCCUUUUCAAGUACCAGUUCUAUUUAAGUUUGGAGUUAGUGUAACUUUUUUUUCAGUAGUAUUUUGUUUAUAUAGUUCAAGUAGCAAUAACUGUAGGAGGGGAAACUUGGAAACUCACUUCUGCAGAACCAAAGCUCUUUGUGAAUGCAGCUCAAUCUCAUUCUUAUGGAGUUAAUUUCCACUGAAUCUCCCAUAAAAGCACUUUCAAGCAGAUAGUAAAUACUGCAAGCUUUUUCUGAGCCACUUUGAAGAAGCACAAAGAUUAUCACAGGUUAUAGUGGUCAACUUUGCAGUACUGAUAGAGGCUUUUAUUUUGUAUGUUGAAGUUCAUUUUACACACUUUAAUACUGCUUUGCAUCAGCUUUCUUUCAAGACAAGUACAGAAUAAAACAAUUCCUGAUCAAAAGGUUUGGAGAAAAUACUGUAAACUUUUCCCAAAUGAAAUGCCAGUUACCUUGAUUCUUGUACCACAUCACAUAUAGCCAGUAGCACUCAGAUAUUCUCAUUUGCAACAGAAUAUCUACAGAUGUAUUAAGUUUGAAGCAGUAGUUUUUUCAAUAGCAUUGCAAAUUUUAAGGUAGCUUGAAACUGUGAAUACAGGACAUUCUGAAUGUAAGUUAGGUACUAAAGCACCAAACUAGAGAAUGUGUACUUGUUCUGAUAAGUUUCUCUCAGUCUCUUAAUAGCAACUUUGAAGGUAUUUGAAGGAGGGCAAAAAAGACUGAGCUCUAGAAACAUCCUGUAGUAGUUUUGACUGUGACUUGCCAAGGAGAUACUCUGUUGCCUUUAUGUUAAGCUAAGGGCAUAAAUGCCAAAAUUAAUAAUUCUUACUGUAGUUAAACUUGUAAAUAUAAAGAGGAUUAUUAAUAGUGGCAUUCUUGCAUAAAUAGCAUCAAGUCAAUAGACCAUAGUGGCCUGGUUGCUUUUGUAAAGCAGAAUAGUGUGAAUUUUUUUCUUCUCAUUUCUGCAGUCAGAUCUGGCUAAUCAGUGCUUAAUUUUUUCAAGUCGUUUAAGCAUUACAGAUUUCUGAGCAACUGAUCUGUUCUUACAUAAUUUUAAAUUCAUUUGUCUUGAUUUGCAUUUUAAAAGUAAUUACCAAAUUUGUAUUAACCAGAUCUGACUGUAUAUGUAUAUAAAACAGUGUAAAUAACCAUUUGUAAAUUAGUGUGAAUUGUAUUGUACCUUGCUUUUAUCGACUUGUGUAUUGCAUUGUAUCCUCUCCUAUUUUGUAGAAAUUUUGAUGUAAAGAAGAAAUCUAACUCUGUGUGCUGACUUCUUUUGUUAAAUUUACUGGUAACAAAGCAUAGUAGUUACGUUCAGGUAUCCAUUGAUAGCCUUGGACACCCUGUGUCUUUUUUCCCUGCUACCAUUUUUAAACAUCUUGCUCUUAGGAAUGAUUCUGGGGAAAUAAAAAAAAAAUAAGAAAUUCAUACAAUGCUAAGGUGACGAGAAAGUCUAUUCUGAUAGGGCAAAUGAUACCUGUAAGUACCUGUGGUAUAGGGAAGGCUGUUUAAAUUAAAAAACAAACAAAACAAAACUCCUAUACAUUCUUGAAUGCUGGUGACUUCUAAACCAUAAGCAUGUUGAACUGAAGUACUCUUUAAGUGUGCGCUCCCGUGGUGACAGCAAUUGAGUUAGUUGUGGUAGAAGUCUCCGAAUUUAAAUGUUUUUGGUGGAUAUAGACUUAAAAUAGGAUUAGUUGCUAACUUGUAAAUGCUUAUAAUAACCCCCUCACCCUCAGAUCACUCAGAUAGUUCUGCCAGUCAUUUUCGACCACACUAGAGUUAUGGGUAGUUUCUUUAGAGUAUCUGAGGCUUAUUGUGAGGAGGUAUUUUUCCUGUGUGCAUUGCUCUCCCUCCGCAACCCCCAUACCCUAGUUCAUUAGGGGAAAUGUGGUUAUAAAAGCUUCCUUUCCAUGCUUUUUUAUUUUUUUUUGACUGAAAUUUUCUGAUUUAUUAGUAUAUGACUCCUCAUCAGAAUUAUUUUGUAUAAAGUCCCUUUCUGAAGAGGCCUUUGACCUUGGAAGUGAAGCAUAGACGGUUGUUGUCCCCCAAAUGGCCAACUGUAUUUCAUUACUGUUGCCUUUCAAUACCAGUUUUGAAUUGCAUUAUGUCCUUCAAACUGUUGGUAUAUUCUUGUCUCUGCUAUGUUUCUGCUGGAAAACGCUGGUGUGUGAAUCUCGUUGUCCAUCAGACAAAUUGAUCUAGAUACAGUUGUCACAUGCUGUCAACUCUACCUGCCCUGAAUGAAAGGUACACAUGCUUAACAGUGUUGACACUUUAGUUACUGAGAGUCCUGGGAAGCAAGCUGGUCAUAGAAGUGUUCUUCAAGAGGUGGGUUGGGCUCAAUAAGUAAAGGUCAAAGGAAAUCCAAAUGGAAAUGAGAACUUCUAACUUUCAACAUAGCAAGUUAUUGAAUAUGCCUAUCACACAGUUUAAGGACAAGAGCAAAUGGUUAAAGUUUAUUUCAAGGUUAAGUUCAAAUUUAUUUUAAAACAUUUGCUAGCUGGAAAAGGCUUACACAAUUAUUUUUAACUCCUGCCAAAAGGAAUUGUAAGGUAACUGCUUUUCUAAUUGUAACUUCUCUGUAGCCCACAGUAAUAUAAUUUCUUGCUCAGGGUAAUUCUCCCUGUAGCUAAUAGAAGAGGUUGACCUCAUCCUAUCUGUUUUGCUUUGAGUUAGCUAUUUGUUCUUUAUAGAUAUUAAUGUUUAGGGUUUUUUUAAGUUUGUUUUUUUUUUUUUUUUCCUAUUUUGCAUUAUCAAACAUGUAUUCACAGAUGCAUGUGAACAUGUAGGCUACAUGCUGAAUAUUUUCAUUAGAUUUAAGAGAGAUGAAAAGCUGUAACCUUUGGUCUUGCGCAAUAUAGGUCUUCUGUUAGCCAACCACAUAACUUAAAGGAAUUCAUGGCAGUGAGAAGCCACACUAAUGUAGGUGGGAUAUUUCAGAAGAACUUUUGUGGCCUUUAGACCUCCAGACUGGAAAGGAAAAUAUGCAGAUUGUUUGCAUGUGCCAGCUGUAUGGAGGUGCUUUAAGUGAUGUGGUGAGAUGCUGGCUGAUUUUUCUUUUGAAGUGACUUUUCCAUGUGAUCUACCUAUGCAGUUUAAAUUUUAAUUAACAGCCCUCCCCCCACCCAAAAAAAGGAAACAUGAUGCUCAAGGACCUUGGGGAAACGUGGUGCUGGUUAAGUCAUGUCAGCAUUUAGAAAGUGCAUUACUUGAAAACCUUAUCGACAUUUAAAAAUAAGUGAUGAAAUAACUUCAGGUACUGCACCUGCCUUAUGUUCUGUGAUAUUGCAACUGUGUUGUUGGUUUUUUUUUUCCACGAUGUAGUAUCUUUUUUUUUCUCCACAUAGUAGAGAUUCAUGCAAAAUACAAGGUGAAGGAGACCCACAGUAGAGAGAAGCAUUAAGAACUGUUGCAUACAAUCCCAUAAAAUGCAGAGUAGGUUGGGGAAAAAAGUUUCCUGGCUUUUGGUGGUAGUAACUGUCAACUGUUAUCAAAAAAUAAAGAGUAGGCGUCGAGUCUUAAGUGUGUGACAGACCUUUUAUUUCUUUUUCUUUAAUAGGUAGAAAUGUUCUUAACAUUUUGUAUCUCAAGUACAAUCUGUGGUAGUCAGUAACGCUGCUUUGUACACAAGUGCUUUGAAUAGUCUCAGCACCAAGAAUGUAUCCAAUCUUUAAUAUAACUUAGUUAGAUUCUUUAGUUCUGUCUCAAGCAUCUUAAUCCAGCUGUCUAAAACCCUUUAAUUACUUGCAGAAACAGGGCCAUAGCAUAAGUAGGGGUAUGUUCCUCUUUGUGUCUUUUCUUUUUUAACUGAAUAUUUGCCAGUGUUCUUUUUAACAUGAGUCCAUUUAUGUGCUGUGAAUAAGUUAAAUUUAAGAAGCGACCUUUAUCUUCUGGCAUUGUCAUCCCUCCCCCAAAAGUCCCCAUUACCCUUUUUGUAUGUUGUGGAGUUUAGGUGCAUCAUUUAUCCAUUGGAGUGAACUGUAUUUCUUUUGAACUAAAUGUUAUUGAAGCUCUAUUAUAAGGCCUUCUACCACUGAUUAAAUGAAGUAAUGUACCUUUGAAAGAGAUUUAUAUUGUGUAAAUAAUUUCAAACUGCAACAAUAAAGUUUGUUUCUAACUGCA
Molecule: messenger RNA, 7842 nt
Organism: Coturnix japonica (Japanese quail)
Lineage: Eukaryota; Metazoa; Chordata; Aves; Galliformes; Phasianidae
Gene: ETNK1
Product: ethanolamine kinase 1
Biological process (GO): phosphatidylethanolamine biosynthetic process
Cellular component (GO): cytoplasm
Molecular function (GO): ethanolamine kinase activity
Source: RefSeq, a predicted model, not a curated record